This is a messenger RNA of Phacochoerus africanus (Common warthog), 930 nucleotides long. RefSeq names its product PDZK1-interacting protein 1. The transcript has 4 exons. Lineage: Eukaryota; Metazoa; Chordata; Mammalia; Artiodactyla; Suidae. The record is from RefSeq and is a predicted model, not a curated record. Bases 29 to 646 code for a protein of 205 amino acids.
CGCUUCUCAGACCCACAGUCUCUGGAAGAUGACUUCAAACCAGCCCCCUGGGGGGACUGGGUGCCCCUGGUGGACCAGUGGACCAAUCAGGAGGCCAGGACUGGCAGCUCAUUACCAUGGGAGGGAGGGGAGGCUCCUCCACUCCCCCCUCCUUCCUCCCUCGCCUCUUCCUUACCAGCUCCUCUCCUCCAGGGUCACACUGAGCCCAGGCUACUUUCAGCAGACACCAACAGACCCCACAGCAGCUCCAGGAGCCCAGGUUCCAGUGGCCAGAGAGAAGACCCAGGAGCUGCCUGCAGCCAUGUCAGCUCUCAGCCUGGUCAUUCUGGGCCUGCUUAUGGCAGUGCCACCUGCCAGCUGUCAGCAAGGCCUGGGGAACCUGCAGCCCUGGAUGCAGGGCCUUAUUGCCGUGGCUGUGUUCCUGGUCCUCGUCGCAAUUGCUUUUGCUAUCAACCACUUCUGGUGCCAGGAAGAGCGGGAGCCCAUGAACAUGGUCAUGACCACUGGAAACAAAGCAGAUGGGAUCCUGAUUGGAACUGAGGGCAAGUACUCCUCGAUGGCCGCCAGCUUCAGGUCCAAUGAGCAUGAGAAUGCCUAUGAGAACACCUCGGAGGAGGAGGGCAGGGUUCACAGCACCCCGAUGUGACCCCUGCUUGCCUGUGAUGGAUGGCCUGCGCCACCCAGCCCCCUCCUUCUCUAUACCAGAAUUGCAGUAAGGAGCCAAAUCCUCCAACCCCCACAUCUGCCUUGUCCUAGCCAAGGUCGGAGCUCAGACUGUGACCAGGCUGGGGCUCAGCUGUGGCCCUGGGGUCCUGGGGGUUGGUCUCCUACCCAAUUCAACUCAGAAGACCCUCCAUCCUGACUCACAUCUCCUGCUCCCUGACCCUGGCAACAGCCCCUAUUUCUGUGAAAUAAAGACAAGCCACAGUU